This is a messenger RNA of Diachasmimorpha longicaudata, 3111 nucleotides long. It is a transcript of the gene RpIIIC53, whose product is annotated as DNA-directed RNA polymerase III subunit RPC4. The record is from RefSeq and is a predicted model, not a curated record. Gene Ontology annotation, biological process: tRNA transcription by RNA polymerase III. The transcript has 13 exons. Gene Ontology annotation, cellular component: RNA polymerase III complex. The coding region runs from base 1464 to 2645 and encodes 393 amino acids. NCBI's taxonomy places the organism in Eukaryota, Metazoa, Arthropoda, Insecta, Hymenoptera, Braconidae. Gene Ontology annotation, molecular function: DNA binding.
CAUAACGACCUUAUCUCUAAACUCUGCGUUUGCGCAUUUAUAGAUUAUAGAACAGCCACGCAUAGUUAGCAUUUAAUCUGAUGAUGGGAGACGAGUGAAAUUCAUCGAAUCGGUUUGACAGCUCCACUCGGGAGAAUAUGGAAAUCGGAGCAUUCCGAGAGGCUUAUAAUGUGCCCUAAUAAUGGUGAAAUUAUAUUUGACUUAUUACAUCGUGAUAGUUUUUAGUCACUGAAAAGUAUAUGGAAGUGGUCCAAAAUACACAUAUAUAUAUGUGUAAGAAUACAUAUAUAUAUGUGUAAGAACGCCGACCAGGGGCUUUGUACGAUGAAGUACUGCAGAGUGACUAAGUGCUGUUAAAGCCUGAAGGUGAUUUCAGCCUGCUUGGAAUGCGUGGGUGACACAGGCAGUCACAUUGAACGAUCAUAAUCGAUAUAAAUCUGCCAGUGGCAAAAUGCACCUCAGCGAAAAAACUGAGGGGCACAAAGUAGGUUGGUUGAAUUUUUUAAUUUAUAUAAAAAGUGAUAAAUUUUUGACGUCUACGCAGUACUUAGAAUAUAGGAGAGUCAUCUGUGGGGUACACUUCAUGGAAAGAUUGAUUACAGGAAUUGCUGGAACUGAACGAAUACACACGAGAGAUGAGGAAAAAUGCCUUGACUAUCUUACAGUCAAGAUAGGCGUAAUUGUCUCAGGGCUUUCAAUAACAUAUUAUCUCAGUUUGCAUUAACAAACUAUCGGUUCUAACUGGGAUUGCGGAGUAUUCGCUGCUUUUAUUUAUUUAUGAUUUUAAGCACGUGGCAAUCACUGCAACUGCACUCACGAAUAAAACGUGUGUGAUGUCCCACUCAUAGUGUCAAGUUAGCCGACUCCAAUCUGCCCUACUCUCUUCGUUUACAUUCGCCAAGUGCACACAUAAUAUAACGAAAAAGAUCAUCGUUAACCCGUGUUUUUCUUCACUCGCAUGAAUUCGGAGGUUAUGCGGUGAAAAACCAGGACAUGUCUCGCCGCACUCUAAACACGGCUGGCCAUCCUCAAGGUCUGUUAUUCGUACAGUCUAAAGCAUAAAAUUUAUUGAUAAAACAAUAACGAGAGAAAGGAGCGAUGGGAACAACAUAUGAUCUUAGUUUCCGAUCCAUUGGUUGUAACGUGUUAAAUGAAAAUCUGAUCGCUGUCCAAGUACAACAAGUAAUUUAAUAUUUCAAUUGCACGCAGAGAAAUGACCUGCAAAAAUCACAAAACAUUUCACGUAUACCGCAAGGAGGAAUUAUCUCUUCCAGAACCGAAUGUUAACGCACCAGCUGGAAAAGAUGACUUUGGAUUGAAAAUAAAACCUCUCAAUUUAACCAAACAAAUAUGAAAUGUGCUCUCAGGGCUCAAUGAACUGACAUAUAUGCAGUGACGCGGCUAGUCAAACAAGUCUGCCCGCCCGGUAUAAGUCUAGGCUGGAAAGCUAUACUAACAGAAUUAUGGAUUCGAAAAAACCAGCGAGCCAGAACUCUUCGUUCGAGAAUAUCAAGGUUAAAAUGGAACCUGGGACUUUAAAUGUCACUCCUGCAAGCUCCACCACGCGUUUGACGUCAUUCAGAUUGCCCAGAGAUUUGACAUUAGGUGGGGCUAUUAAAAAUGAAAAAUCUUCGAAAAAAAUUUAUGUACCUAAUAUCAACGUACAGAGGAAUAAAAAGAAAGACGAUGGAUCUGUUGCAAAAAAUGAAAUCACUCAAAAAUCAGGGGGGCGAGGACGUGGUCGAGGUAGCAGUGAUCGUGGCAGAGGCCGAGGAAAGGCCGCUAUUAAUUUAAUUCAAUCCACUGGAGUAUUCUCUGAAGGAAUGAGUGGUUCUGGACGUUCUGCAAGAAGAUCCGGUGGUAUUAGAAAUGGUACUGGUGAAAGGGAACCCAGCAUGGUCCUAGAGAGAUCAAAACUCAAUUUGGAUUUUGAAUUUGAUAAAGCUGAAGAGGAAAAAAAACUAAAGCUGUUAUUGAGGGAUGAUUUUAUAGAUGAUGAAGAAAAUUUUAACUUGGAGAAUGCACCGAUUGUUCUCCCAUUAAUGAAACAAGCAAAAUUGUAUAAGGAAGAAUGCAAAGAGAACAUUAAAGAGGGAAUUUCGGAGGAAGAGGAGGAAGAAGAGAUCGAUCGAAAGCCAAUAAUUUUGGAGAAUGGACAGGCUGUAAUGCCUCCAAAGAAAUUAAAGAUGAAAAAGAAAGCUGAUAUAUUCUCUGGAAUAAAAGAAGAAGAGAGUGAAAGAAAUGUAUCUCAGACCAUCACUAAUCAGCCAAAUAAUUAUUUUUUAAUCGCAUUUCCAGAUUGCCUUCCUGGAGUUCACACUGUAGACACGGACACAGAUCCGAAACUCAAGAAAAACAAGGAGCAAGCGCCGGAUAAUAAUGAUUCAACAAACCCUGAACACUGUACAUUACACACUCUGAAGGAUGGAUUUCUAGGUAAAAUAGAAAUUCAUCAGUCGGGGAAAGCGAUAUUACGUCUCGGAGAAAAUAGUUUAGUGAUUGACGUUGGUUCACGUCAAAGUUUUAGACAGGAUCUUAUUGCUGCUAAAGUGGAUGCAUCCAAUAGUGAACUUGUCAAUUUAGGACAAGUCACUAGUACACUUAUAUGCUCACCUGAUUGGGAGUCAAUGCUUGCCAAUCUCUGAAAGAUAAAUAAAUUAACACUAUUAAUAUCCUGUACAAUACUAGAUAUAGAACAAUUAAUAUAAUCAAAAAUACUUUGAAAUCCAUGUAUAUUUAUAUUCCUUUAUUUAUGACAAUGGGGAUUCAUCUGUGAUACUAAAGUUCUACAGUUUAAUAAUUGCAAAAAUUCAUCAUUGCAAUUUACAAAUUCAAAUAUGGACAUCAUUUAUCAGUGAUUAAAUAUUCAUUUAUCAUUUUACACAAAUUUAUUUGACAUAAUUAUUUUUAUAAUGAUGACAAUUACACUCUACUAUCUCGGACUCAUAUCUUUAUCCGUUUAUUUGUCUUGCGAAUUAGGUGAGUAGCCUAUACCAGUAGACAACAUAAAAAUUAUGGUUUGUUAUUUUUUCUCACUCCAAGUUUACAUCGUAAAUAAAUUUCAUACAAUUUUUAGUAUGCGUUGUUAAAUUGUUAAAAAAAAAAAUAGAA